Messenger RNA from Monascus purpureus, 837 nucleotides. NCBI's taxonomy places the organism in Eukaryota, Fungi, Ascomycota, Eurotiomycetes, Eurotiales, Aspergillaceae. The record is from the annotation of a GenBank genome assembly.
AUGACCUCGACAACACACCCAGAAACCUACACGCCCCCUCCCCUCCCCUCCCCAUUCACCAACACAACCCCACCACCAACGCUCCUCGCCCAAGGCGCCGAAGCCCGUCUCUACAAAACCGUCUUCCUCACCCCCUCCACCCCCGCAGCGCUGAAAGUCCGACCCUCCAAACCAUACCGCCACCCAAUCCUGGACCGGAGACUCACACGCCAGCGCAUCCUACAAGAAGCGCGAUGUCUAGCGAAACUGACCCGAGAGGGCGUCAGUGUGCCUGCCGUGCUAGCGUUGGAUUGGGAGGGUCAGGGUGGCGAGAGUGGGAUUGGAGGCGCGUGGCUGCUUAUGGAAUGGAUUGAAGGGCUUGUUUUGCGGGUUGUCUUGGAGAGGUGGGAGGGUUGGAUGAAGCGAAACCUGGAUGCGGAUGCGACUGUGCGUUUGCAGGAAGAGGCGCGGGCGAGAGAUUUAUUGAGGAGGAUUGGACGUGUCGUGGGACGGUUGCAUAAGGCCGGUGUUGUGCAUGGGGAUUUGACGACGAGUAAUCUUGUGUUGAGGCCACCGUCUGCUGGAGAAGAUGCCCGGGAGGAUGACGGGAAUCCGUCUAUGGAGGGGGAGGUGGUUCUUAUUGAUUUCGGGCUUGCGAGUCAGAGUGUGCAGGAUGAAGACCAGGCGGUUGACCUGUAUGUUUUGGAGAGGGCGAUUGGGAGCACGCAUCCUCGGACUGAGGCGUUCUUCGACGAGGUUCUACAGGGGUACCGGGAGAGCUACAAGGGUGCUAAUGCUGUUCUGAGGAGAUUAGAGGAUGUCAGGAUGAGAGGUCGCAAGAGGAGCAUGGUUGGCUAA